This is a messenger RNA of Penicillium longicatenatum, 948 nucleotides long. Its product is annotated as NAD-dependent epimerase/dehydratase family protein. The record is from RefSeq and is a predicted model, not a curated record. The transcript has a single exon. NCBI's taxonomy places the organism in Eukaryota, Fungi, Ascomycota, Eurotiomycetes, Eurotiales, Aspergillaceae. The coding region runs from base 1 to 948 and encodes 315 amino acids.
AUGUUCAGGGCUACUCUCGCGAAGAGAGGUCGCAUCGUCGUGACCGGCGGCUCCGGCAAGGCUGGCCAAUCGAUCAUCACCGAACUCCUCAAAAACGGACAUCAGAUCCUGAAUCUAGAUCUGGCCCCAAUGUCCCGCCCAGGCGUGCACACCCUGAAGACCGAUCUCGCCGACAGCGGCCAGGUUUUCAACGCACUCUCCGGACAAUGGGCACUGACCGAGCCGUUCCCCAAAGGCCUGCCUCCUCCACCUGAUGCCGUAAUCCAUAUGGCCGGGUACCCACGCAACAUGAUCGUGCCGGAUAAUGAGACCUUCCGCUCCAAUACGCUGGGUACAUACAAUAUCUGUGAAGCAGCCUGCAAGCUCGGGGUCCGGAAGCUUGUCAUCGCAAGCAGCACUACCGUGUACGGGGUGGCAUUUGCUCAAGGCGAUGUAAACUACAAAUCCUUCCCCGUCGAGGAAGAUCAAGAUGUCUGUCCGACGGACACAUACGCCAUUGGGAAACUAUGCAACGAGCGUGUAGCCCGUGGCUUUGCAGCCCGCUUUAAUGCUGACAUCUAUGUUCUCCGUAUUGGACAUGUUAUCGGGCCGGAAGAGUACAAUGCGGAUAUCUUUUACAGUUAUGUCCAUGAGCCGGAGUUGUGGAAAGUGCAUGGGUGGGCGUAUGUUGAUUCGCGGGAUCUGGGUGGAAUGUGUGAGGCUGCUUUGCAGAAGGAUGGGUUGGGGUUCCAGGUUUUCAAUGCGACAAAUGACACGAUUACGACUCUGAAACCUACUAAGGAGCUGUUGCAGAAGCUAUAUCCUGAUACACCUGUCACGCGGGAGUUGGAGGAGUUUGAGGCGCCGUUGACGAAUGCGAAGAUUAAACGGUUGCUUGGGUUUCAAGAGAAACACAAGUGGCAGAAGUACUUUAAUAUGUGGGAUAAGAAACGGGCCAUUCCGAAGUGA